CAAACAUGUCACCUGACAGUCAUGUGAUUUAAAAAGAUGGUGGAUGUCAUAAAGCCUAAUCUCGUGACUAUGACUGUUCUUUAUGAUGAUUUAUGAUUUCCCUUCUGCUUAGAUUUCACCAAGUAAUUACUAUUUUUUAAGUUUAUAUUUAGUUUGCGUUUUAAAAGUAGAUCUAUUCCAAAUACCGGUAGCGGUACACAAAGAUAUUUUAAUGAAAAACAAACGGUUUGAUACUUCUGAAGUAUAUUAAGUCAUACCGAAGGCGGAGAACUUACAGACGAAGCAGUUUAAAGGGAUUUACUAGCCUUUUAGGGCUAAAGAAGUUCCCUAGACGACAAAAGAUUGUCAUAAACAGCCACAUUGAACAUAAUUUUGGUGGUACCAAUGUAAAUGGAAUGACAACAAGUUUCAAGGUUGAACACCAUUAUGACAGAGGUGCUGUUUAAAGUGCUGAUUAUUGGCGACCCCACAGUGGGCAAGACCUCAUUUGUACACAGAUAUGUCAACAACCUCUUCAGGAGGGACUACAAAAUGACCAUUGGAGUUGAUUUUGCCUUAAAGGUGAUCAAGUGGUCUGAUUCCCAGAACAUAAAACUGCAGCUGUGGGAUAUAGCAGGUCAGGAGCGGUUUACAUCAAUGACACGGGUGUACUACAAGGAUGCCCAUGCUUGUAUUGUGAUGUUUGACCUGACACACAGACCCACGUUCCAGAACACGGUGAAGUGGAAGGAAGAUCUAGAUCAAAAGUGCACUCUCCAGGACGGCACGUCUGUACCCUGCCUCCUUCUCGCUAACAAGAGUGACCUGAGUAACCGGGAGGUGGACCAGUCUGAGAUUGAGGAGGUCUGCAAAGAACAUGACUUUGUUGGCUGGACUGAGAUCUCUGUCAAGGAGGGACUUAUGGUGGAUGAAGCCAUGAGGUUUUUGGUAGAAGAGAUGAUGGCGAAGCACUCGACUCUUGAUGAUUUUUCUGAGUCCUUGCGUCUCUCCUCCUCACCGACCAUCCGUCCAUCUGCCCAGGACAAACCCCAGCAGUCUGGUUGCAAAUGCUGACAACAACUUCACUCUAGAAUCAUAGUUAUUGUGUUUGAAUGUUCUGUAGUAGAGACUUUGUUUUGUUUCAUGCUUUCCGAUGGUUUAUUGAAAUACAAUGAUGUAUUGCAUCGAGAUAAACUCACCAUUUGAAACACUGAGUUUAUCAAAAUAUAUUUUUUCUGUUUUCUCAGUUUUUUCCUGUUUUAUUGGCUAAUAUAAACACAGACAAUGACAUCAUAUAAUUUCGUUUUUGGUUGAAAAUUCAAUAACAUAUCAAAUAAAUUUUGUUUUUAUAAAUUAUAAGCAUGAAAUAAAAAUAAAAAUUGUUUGUUUCUGUGUAAGAUUGUAAUUAAUAUCACCUCAUUAACACCAAAAGUAAAUAUUUCACUCAUGGCGCUAACUUGGUGAAAUAUUUUGCAUAUCUUAAAUUAAAACAAACAAUAAUCCUGUGUAUAAUAUCAUGAUACUGGUGCAAUAUUGUGAAGUGUUUACUGGAUAUUAAGUAUAAGAGUACUCAUUCCUAGGUCUACCAGUGUGGAUGUAGGUCUACCAGUGUGGAUGUAGGUCUACCAUGGUGUUUUUUCCGUCUGUUUAUAGGUCUACCAUCAUGUUUAUCAGUGUGUUUGUUGGUCUACCAGCAUGUUUGUAGAUCUACCAGCAUGUGUGUAUGUCCACAAGUGUGUUUGUGAGUGUCUAAAUGGUAUUUAGUUUCAUUCCAGUAUACUCAGGCAUGCAGUUCAUGCAAAACAGUUAACAACUCCUGUAUUAAAUGAGCGGCUGAGCAGGAAGAUUAUAUACAAACUUUUCCAGCGAUGCACGAUGUCUUUGUUGUGUUUUUGCAGUAUAAGGAUUGCUUUUAUUUUAAUAUUCUAAAGAUUGUUCACAUAACCGUCAAAUAACACAACUAUUUCACCUUUCAUCAAGUGACUGCACAAUGCAUAUCUAUAAUCAUGAAAUCACUAGUAAAACAAAUGGCAUUUACCCUAAUAUCAUGUUAUCCAGGUUGUAUUUUUAAUUCAGACUAUUGCAUUAUAAAGCAGGAACUACCUCACUACACUGUCUACAUGUAUUCAACCAAUUGAUUUAAAAUCAGUAUUUUCGAAUCAUUGCUUGAGCAAUCACAGAAAACCGUUGUAUUAUAAUGUAUGCCUUAUUUAAUGAAGUUGUAGGUUGUGGUAUUAAACUACAUUGGUUAUUAUGUUAAUUUGGCAACUCCCGGAAAAUUGAGACAGGUACAUGUAUAUAAAAUGAAUACUCCCUAAGAAUGGAGAAUACAGUUAUAAUAUUCAUGAUUAUCAAUUUUAAUGAUCAAUAAUGUAGAAAAUUAUGGGUUCGCCUUGCAUGUUCAUAUUUUUAAUCAAAAUGUGUUUUUUUUCCCUCUCUCACUCACUCCGGAAUUUUUCAACCAACAUCUGUACAAAAAAAUAUUUGUUGCAGCCUAAUCAAACAUUAUAAAUGUAAUGUACUGAACAUGUUGUAUUGUUUCUACUGGUUUGUGAUAUCACUACAAACAACACCAUUGUACUGAACAUGUUGUAUUGUUUCUACUGGUUUGUGAUAUCACUACAAACAACAUCAUUGUACUGAACAUGUUGUAUUGUUUCUACUGGUUUGUGAUAUCACUACAAACAACACCAUUGUACAGAAGCAUGGCAUGUCCUGUGAAGUUUCAUUUACACUUUUGUCCAGAAUAACAGAGUUGAGCUUUUUUUCAGGAUUGUUAACUUUAUGACAAGCUUUAUGUGAAUUUUAGAUGAUUUUUAUAUAACUCUUACUUUUUUAUUAGCAGCAUAUACAUGAUUUUUCUGAUAAAUGUAAAAGGCUUUAAUGAUCAAGUUUUGAUUUCCUGUUUUUUACUGCUGACAUUACUGUAUGUGAUUCUUCUUCAAUGAAAUGCCAUUUAAUAUGGCUUCAAGUUUUAUUUCGUACAAUGCUUUCCAUUGAGCAAAAAGUCAAACUUACAGCUCUUGUUUAUUAUUAUAUGUGUAAAAUGUGUUUGACAUAACUGGAAAAGUUCAGUUUUACAUGUGUGAUAUACAAGGUUUCACAUUUGUAAAUGCUUUAUGCACUAUUGUAUGAGGAUAUUUUGAACGUACACACAUUUGGCAUGCAUAUUAACCAUUAAAGAUAAAUUUAUA
Molecule: messenger RNA, 3173 nt
Organism: Mya arenaria
Lineage: Eukaryota; Metazoa; Mollusca; Bivalvia; Myida; Myidae
Product: ras-related protein Rab-7L1-like
Exons: 6
Coding region: 427-1053 (208 amino acids)
Biological process (GO): vesicle-mediated transport
Cellular component (GO): vesicle; trans-Golgi network; Golgi apparatus
Molecular function (GO): GTP binding; GTPase activity
Source: RefSeq, a predicted model, not a curated record